Molecule: messenger RNA, 2530 nt
Organism: Schistosoma margrebowiei
Lineage: Eukaryota; Metazoa; Platyhelminthes; Trematoda; Strigeidida; Schistosomatidae
Source: the annotation of a GenBank genome assembly
AUGCCAAGAGGUGUUAUGAUACAUGCCAUGCAUCAAUUUAAUGAGUUCAAUGACACUUAUAUCGAUAACAAAUACGAUAUAUCUGAUGAGCAAUAUUAUUAUGGCUCUAACAAACGCAAAAGAAAGACCGCUGCACCUCAGAAACGGGAAUCAACAGAAGAAGACUCAAGAGAAGAUGUCAAAAUGAUAUUUAAAAAUUCACCAUUUGGCCCUAUAAAUUUGGUUACAAAAGAAAGUAAUGUUCCACCUUCUUCCUUAAACGGUACAGAACACUCAAGUGAAAUUUCAAGUGAUGGCAAUGUAACUGCAUCUCCGGAACACGUUAGACUUUAUACUGCUAUGUUAAAUUAUUUUCUCAUGAAGUAUAAAACGUCGAAUGAUUUUAAAAGUGGAUCGUUUUCUACGUGCCCAUCAUUAGCGGAAGUCAAUCAUGGGUUUGAUAAAACAUCAGGCAGUUCUCUUUCCAACAAUCUGUCAAACUUAUUUUAUUCGACCCAUUUGAAUCAUUCUACAAAUCCUGUGACAGUUACUUCGAACAAGCAAAGCCCUUCUAAUGGAUCUUAUAAUGAUGAGUUCUACUACUCAAAUUCUAAAGAAAUUGAUAAACUUUACAAGCACAUUUCUACAAAAUAUGAAACAUACUUAGAUUGGCGGCAGAAUGUUUUAAAUUCUAUUAGCACUUGCAUAACUAAUAUACCUGUUCCAAAAUCUAAUUGUCCAAAUUAUGAAGCCAUGUCUGUUUGUUAUAAGUCGUUAUUAGACAGAGCUUACGCUUUACAACAAUCUGUGGAAUUAUAUUUUGGAAUGAUCCAAAAUUCCCUCUCCUAUAAUUCACUUCCACAUCAACAUUUAGAUGAUGUCAGUAUAAAUUCUCCAGUUCACAAUCCCACUUGGGGUGGACAGUCAAAUAACAUCACUAACUUUCCAGUUCAACCACCGUACACCUCAAGCUCAUAUUCUUCGGUAAAUUUGUCGGCUGUUCUUACUGAUAUUUUUCAGUCCAAUAACACUGCAGUCAGUAAUCAAGAGUUGAUUAAUGAGUACAAACGAGUUUCCAGCGUGGCCUUUGAACAGUCUAAUCAGCUUUCGAGUACUUAUGUAUCUGAGAGUCAAGCUCAAACCAGUUUACAGUUACCAGUGGACUUGACAAACUCAGAAAAAAAUAAAACCACUGAUCCCUUUAUUUUAACUUUGCCGUCACAUGUUGAGGCAAAAGCACACAACUCAGAUAAGUCAAAUAAAGAAAACCACGACUAUUCCGCAAACGUAGAACCGGAUAGGUGUGAUCUAGCACAAAAGUCUGAACACAGUCGAAUUCCAACUUUAAAAGGAGAUGGAGAAUAUGCAUUCUCAAAUGCUACUGAACACAACAUGGUUUCUAACGUCGAUGUUCGAAAUGGUUUUGUUUCUCAAACCCUAAAGCAUGCUGCCAGUAAUAUGCUAUGUAGCUCAAUUAUUAAUUGCUCUCCAAGAUCUAAUAUAAAUAUAAGAAAAAAGGUUUAUUUUAAGUCAAAGCGUGUAAAAAAAUCAUUUACAUCAAAUUCGGUGCAGAACAACAACAACGUUUGUCCGGAAAACUCCUCUCCUAAGAAAUCCAAUUUCAGAGGGACUAGCGAGGAGGAAAAUAAAGUAGCUCCCAAUUUCAAACCGAUUGAAGUGAAUAGUCAAAUAUUACUAUCUGAAGCUCAUCCAAAUGUGAAAUUAUCCAAAGAUAUAUUUUAUAGUUUAAUUGUAAAAUCAUCUGGAAGUGCUACGAGAUUAAUCAGAUUACUGAUGAAAAGUUUUUUUACACAAGAUGAAUUGGCUGCUUCAUCAUUAUCUGGUGAAGGUAUUUAUAAACAGCGCCUAGAACCAAGUGUUACGGAAGCAAUUAAAAUAUUUAUACGUCAAAGACAUCCACAAUUAAAAACUGGAUCAAUUAAUUUAUGUAUGACAGAUGUAUGUGUUCAAGCUAGGAGAGUUGCUAAUAAUCAAAGAAGUCGACAACAUCCUUUAAGAAAUUCACCAAUUAUGCAAGAAUCUUUAAAAUCACAUAGAAAUUGUACAAAUGAUCAAGAAGAAUGUGAUAAUCUAUUAGGACUUAAAAGUCGAACAAAUAAUUCAAUUCGUUUAAAUUCAACUGGAAAAUUGCAAAAACAUAAUCGUGAUAUUGUAACAACAACAACAACUACUACUAAUUCUACUCCACCUACAACAAAUUCUCUAACAAAUGAAUAUGAUUCUAAUUAUUGUAUAGAAAUGUCAAAAUCUGAAAUUAAUGAUACACAUUUUUCAGAAUCAGAAAAUGAUGAACCUAUUUUACAAAUAGUUGAUGAACGAAAUGAAAUCGCUUCAGAUAAUGUUGGUACACCAGCAUCGUGUUCAGUUAAUUCUUUUAUGUCAGAUCAAAAAUAAAAUUGAAUAUUAAAUUUUUAAAAAAGAAGAAAAUAAUGAUAAAAAAAUAAACAAAAAAAAAUACAAAAAUUAACUGGUAAACUAUUUAUAAUCUAUUGCAGGCUGUGCAUGUUUCUCACCAUCUCUAUACUUUAUU